UAGCUGAAGCACAGUGUAGCUGAGCUUUGAACACUUCUAAUUUGUAUGGUGUCCGCAAUACUUUAGUAAAUCACAAAUGGAUCUGCCCUGUUUGAUAUGGCAGAGACGCGUGGAAGAGAAAUGGAAUCAACUUCCACCUUCAGCGAAGACGAGUUUUUCCUCCCUGACAGAGGUGGAUGAUAUUUUCACUUCAGUUCAGUCCAGGAUUGACUGCGAUGAUGUGGCCUUCUUGCCAAGUGUGUCCAAGGACUGCGAGCUGCGGAAGGACUCGGUACGGGCAGGUAGACUUCGAGAGCAGGGCAACGCCAGCUUCAGGGCGCGGGACUUCAGCACAGCCGCUCUGUAUUACUCCCAGGCUCUUUGCGGUGCGGCUCUCGGCUCUGAUCAAAUUGCCCUGUGUUACGCCAACCGCUCGGCAGCCUUGUUCCACCUUCACCUUCAUCAGGAAUGCCUCGAGGAUAUCCGUAGGGCUCUGGAUCACAACUACCCUACCCACCUCCAGCAGAAAUUAUUGGAGCGGAGGCAACAGUGUCUCAUCCGUCUGCGUCAGCUGGCUACAGAGAAGGGAGGCAGUAAAGACAGUAAAGAAAAUAGGGCUGGCACCACACUGGAGGAUGAAUGGACAGGAGCGCUCCCUCGCCUGUCACCCAGAGUCCUUUUUCGUUUUAGCCCUGAAAAGGGGCGACAUCUGGUGGCUAGGGAGCGUAUAUCAGCCGGCGAGGUGGUCCUGGAGGAAAGGGCGUUUGGCAGCGUCCUGAUCCCGGGAACAGCUUUCGGACCCGGAGCUGGGAAAUGCGCAGGAACAGAGUUGCAGGAGAGGGCGUUUGGCACAGAGGAUUUGCACUGCCACCACUGUCUGUACCAGACUAGGAACCCUGUGCCCUGUCCAGGCUGCAGCUAUGCCCGCUACUGUGGGGAGGCAUGCCAGCAGGAAGCAUGGGAAGGCCACCACCGCUGGGAGUGCUCGGUGGCAGCAGAGCUACAGGCUAUGGGCAUAUUGGCUCAUCUGGCAGUAAGAAUGGCGUUCAGGGCAGGAUUUGAGGCAGCGCAGCAGGUAAGGGGUCAUCUGGUAGGGCCAGCUACGAGUGGCUUAGAAAUGCCCAACAAGACUGGGGGCUGUGUUACCAUGGAGGGCAGUGAUGGAAGGGAACAGAUUAGCAGUCAGGGCUCUGCAGCCAGGAAUGAAAAUCCAGUCCAUUGCUGCAGUACCAUUUUGGACCCACCCCUGGAUGGUUCUUACCUCUGUGUCCACCACCUUCUGCCUCAUGUGUCAGGUCAGGCACCUAGCCUGCGUUUUCUGUGUGCUGUCACUGCAGCAGUGCUCUGCCAAAGGCUCAGACGAACAGGGUCGCUGCCUUUGUCGUGGAGGCGAGAGGCCCACGCAAGCGAUGGACACAGCAGCCGAGACGAGAACGAGGACUGGUCGCCGGAGCUGAGCAUGUUGGGAGCUGUGAUUUUGAGGCAUAUUUUGCAGCUGCGGUGCAACACACAAGCAGUUACCAUCCUAAGAGAUUCUGGUGUGACCAAAUCUGCGGUGUCUUCAGUCCAUGAGGUGCGAAUUGCCACGGCUGUUUUCCCCACACUCAGCCUGCUGAACCACUCCUGCACCCCCAACACCAGCCUUGCUUUUGGCAAAGGAGUUCGUCAUGACCGUGCUGCCACUGGCACUCGGCCCAACUCCGUUCCUGGUGUCGUCACCGUCACCGUUCGUGCGACACAGACAGCUGGGCCUGGCCAGGAGCUUCUGCACUGUUAUGGCCCUCAUUGCAGCCGAAUGCCUGUGAAAGAGCGGCAGAAGCUCCUGCUGGACCAGUACUUCUUUCUGUGCCAAUGUGAGGCCUGCAGCCAAGAUCUGGCAUCAAAGGGCGAAGGUCAAAGAACAGCUACUGCUUCAGGGCUGCAAUGCACACGCUGCCAAUCUCCCUUGCAGUGCAGUGAGCAGGGAUACCUGUGUUCGGGGCCAAAUUGUGGCCACCCCAUGUCCCACGCAGAACUGAACCACAGAUUGCAGGAGCUACAGGAGCUGCUGGACAAGGCAACAAAGCUCAUUCAGAAUGACUGUCCAGACAAAGCAGCGAUACAUCUUCAAGCAGCCUUUGACAGGGCUGAGCACUUCCUGUUGGAGACACACCCGUUGCUGGGACAGCUGGCUGACAUGGCAGCCAGAGCGCAGGCUGCCAUGGGUGACUGGCGACAAGCUGCUGUCCACCUGAGCCGGAGCGUGGACGCCAUACGGUGUCAGUAUGGAGAAGACAGUGCAGAACUGGGACAACAGCUCUUCAAACUGGUCCAGCUGCACUUUAAUGGUGGGGAGGCCCGGAAGGCGCUCCCUCUGAUCCCAAAAGCCAUGCAUCUCCUCUCACUGCACUUUGGCCCUUGCUGUGAGGAGAUGGAGGAGCUUCGUGCUAUGGAGGAUUGCCUGCAGAGGGCACUAUGAUGUUGUACAAGAAAACAUGCACACACCCACACACUUUUCAUCCUCAAGAAGCCCAGCAUACAGGAUGCCAGGAACUUUUUCUAAUUCA
This is a messenger RNA of Scleropages formosus (Asian bonytongue), 2525 nucleotides long. RefSeq names its product SET and MYND domain containing 4 (gene smyd4). The record is from RefSeq and is a predicted model, not a curated record. NCBI's taxonomy places the organism in Eukaryota, Metazoa, Chordata, Actinopteri, Osteoglossiformes, Osteoglossidae. Bases 77 to 2437 code for a protein of 786 amino acids. Gene Ontology annotation, molecular function: histone deacetylase binding. Gene Ontology annotation, cellular component: cytoplasm; nucleus. Gene Ontology annotation, biological process: heart development. The transcript is spliced from 10 exons.